Leptosia nina is the source of this 2541-nucleotide messenger RNA. Lineage: Eukaryota; Metazoa; Arthropoda; Insecta; Lepidoptera; Pieridae. The record is from the annotation of a GenBank genome assembly.
AUGAAGCGCGCCGCCAUUGCGUUUUGGCGCGAAAUGCCAAUCGCUGUCACUUUUGCCUUUAUGGUGUUGGCAUGCGCUGUUUCAGCCAGGGAUAUUGUGUUGGAUGAUGCUUACACUGUUAUAGAAGCAGCCACAAAUGAGAGAUUACGAUUAGUGUGUGGUCUAAAGCCCAGAAAUCAGAUGCCAGCCGUCCGGUGGUUUUUCGAUGGAAAACCCAUAGAAUACCAGGGGAAAGGCAGACUCGUACAACAAAGACAGUGGUUAAGAAUAAAAAGCUUUAGAGCAAAGGACGCUGGUGUCUACGCCUGUCAAAAUGAAGAAGAUAACAGCAAGGAAAUGAGCGUCACCAUCAAACACAAACCUGAUCUGGAUGCUGAUAUUGAAGAAUACCAGUCUGAUGACAUACAAAGACCGAUGCCAGAAAUAUUAGCGCAACAUUCCGCUCAGUUAGUAGAAAAUAACACCAUCGAAGAACCGCAUAAAGAAUACGACGUCAAAGACGACGAUCCUGAUGACAAGAAUGAGAAGGAGCACCUCAAUUAUGGACACGUCGACAACACCAAAUCUAAAUACGCGCCGAAGUUUAAGCAUCCUUUGAAAAUGUUCAAUAUGGAGAUGAAACCAGCUGGUAGUUCUAUUCGAUUUAAGUGUGCUGCUGAAGGUAAUCCUAUGCCCAACAUAACGUGGUACAAAAAUAAUGUUACACCCAUCUCGAGGAGUUACUUCAAGCCAUCUUACGGAAAAUGGUCGAUGUCAUUAGAUGAAUUGACUAAAGCAGACAAUGGGAAUUACACUUGCAAGGUUUGCAGUGAGUUGGGAUGUGUUCAACAUACAUAUACUCUUCAUAUACAGGAGCGUCUAUACGCCAAACCGGUGUUAACUCAAGCGGCCGUCAAUCAGACGAAGCUUGUUGGGCAAACAGCGAAAUUUAGCUGCGAAUUCCUAUCAGACCUACAUCCGUCGGUUUACUGGAUGUAUUUUAACAAACACGAGUAUAUUUAUAAUGAGAGUACGUCGGACGCGUCUAGCAAAGAGCCAGUCGUGUACAAAGACGUGUCUAAAGUCGUUCUGACCGAAAAUCCACUGGACAUGCCAGAACAGUUGACUAUAUACAACGUAACGAAAGAGGACGAGGGCUGGUACGUCUGUGUUGCACUUAACUCUCUGGGAAAUACUACUGCAAAGGGAUACUUGACCGUACUAGAUUCAUUUCCCGUGCCAGAAGCGUUAGACCACGGAAAACACACGCUGCUUAUAAACAUUCUAACAGCAGUAUUGGGUGCUAUGUUUUUUGUAGCUGCUAUCAUAGUGGUUAUGAUAUUCAAGAAACUGAAACAAGAGAAACUAAAGAAGCAGUUAGCGAUAGAAACAGCUAGAGCUGUGAUCGUCACACACUGGACCAAAAAGGUCACAGUGGAGAAGCCACAGAUGAAUGGCUCUCCGACUACUACUGAAGAAGGCUUGCUAAUGCCCGUCGUGAAAAUCGAAAAGCAGAAGCUGUCCCAAGUGCAGAACAACUCUGAUUCAAUGAUGAUGUCAGAAUACGAACUCCCAGUGGACAUAGAUUGGGAGGUUCCAAGAGAGUCGUUGGCUCUGGGCAAAGUGUUGGGUGAAGGCGAGUUUGGAAAGGUCGUCAAAGCAGACUGUGUGGGGAUUUUGAAGCCUGGCUUACAAUCUGUGGUCGCUGUUAAGAUGUUGAAAGAGGGCCACACUGACGCUGAAAUGAUGGCGCUAGUAUCGGAAAUGGAGAUGAUGAAAAUGAUAGGCAAACAUGUGAAUAUUAUCAACUUGUUGGGCUGCUGUACUCAAGAUGGGCCGCUUUAUGUCAUAGUAGAAUACGCCCCUAACGGCAAUUUGAGGGAAUUUUUAAGGAAUCACCGACCCGGAAACAGGUAUGAAUCCCCAUGUGAGGAUUUUAAAGAAAAGAAGACAUUAACACAGAAAGAUCUUGUAUCAUUCUCGUACCAAGUGGCAAGAGGAAUGGAGUAUUUGGCUUCUAGACGGUGUAUCCAUCGUGACUUAGCAGCACGUAACGUACUGGUAUCAGACGACUGCGUGCUGAAGAUAGCUGAUUUUGGUCUAGCCAAGGAUGUUCAUAGUAAUGACUAUUACCGUAAGAAAACAGAAGGGCGACUUCCUGUCCGAUGGAUGGCGCCAGAGUCACUUUACCACAAAGUAUUCACUACGCAGACUGACGUAUGGUCCUUUGGCGUCCUCCUAUGGGAGAUAAUGACGCUAGGUGGAACGCCAUACCCGACAGUGGCGGGACAAUACAUGUAUCAGCACCUCAGCGCUGGACAUCGUAUGGAAAAGCCUCCCUGCUGCAGUCUUGAGAUUUACAUGCUAAUGCGAGAAUGCUGGUCAUUCUCUCCCGGCGAUCGACCGUCGUUCACCGAACUAGUAGAAGAUCUAGACAAAAUUCUGACAGUGACAGCUAACCAGGAGUAUUUAGACUUGGGUCUACCACAGCUGGACACCCCGCCUUCUAGUUAUGAUGGCUCUGGAGACGAAAGUGACAGUGAAUUUCCAUUCAUAAAAUAA